Messenger RNA from Neurospora crassa OR74A, 1927 nucleotides. Its product is annotated as RNA polymerase II holoenzyme cyclin-like subunit. NCBI's taxonomy places the organism in Eukaryota, Fungi, Ascomycota, Sordariomycetes, Sordariales, Sordariaceae. Gene Ontology annotation, biological process: positive regulation of transcription by RNA polymerase II. Gene Ontology annotation, cellular component: mediator complex; nucleus. The record is from RefSeq and is a predicted model, not a curated record. Gene Ontology annotation, molecular function: cyclin-dependent protein serine/threonine kinase regulator activity. The transcript is spliced from 3 exons. Bases 529 to 1566 code for a protein of 345 amino acids.
CGACAGCAUUGAAUUGAAGCUCGAGAUAACCCAGGUUACCUAUCUUGACCCAACCACCCGAAACAUAUUCAAGUCAGGAGAGUAGAGGGUCAUUUCUUUCGCCGUCUCCCUGAUUGGCCAGCCCUGCCAUAACAUGUGGGCCUCCUAGGCCCUUCUAAAGUUUAAACCUCGGGUCGAGCAACCUACCUAGGGUCGGGUAUUUUAUCGCCAGCCUUAUCAGCUUAUCUUGGGCCCCGGGGUGUCCAUCCGAUCGCAAGCCAUCACGUAAUGUUUCUUUCCCGUUCAACAUCAACCAACAUCAAGUCGGAGCAGUGAGCUGAAGGCUUUCCGAGGUCUUGGAUAGCGGCGCGUCGCAACAGGGUUUGAGACCUCCUCCAUUACAUAGGAUUCCAACUCCACCGAUCGUCAAAACGCGCGACCCAGAACAUCUCCUACAGGCCAAGCGGACGACCAUGUCUGCAGCGCCUUGGGAAGGACACAGCUAGACACCCGACAGCAGUUCGAGGCACCGAGACACACACGGUUACCAUGGCGGCCAACUACUGGGAAUCUACUCAGCGCAAACACUGGCUGUUUACCAAAGAUGAGCUUGCCGCUAUGCGCGCAAAGCUAGAGGCUGAAGAACCCAACCUGGUGGCCUCGUUUCCUCUCCCGCAACUGCGCCAUCUGAACAUCUACUUCAACCAACAAAUCAACCGUCUCGGUAAGCGCAUGGGGCUACGACAGCAAGCCUUGGCCACCGCCCAAGUCUACAUCAAGCGCUUCUACACCAAAGUCGAGAUCCGGCGCACCAAUCCACACCACGUUCUCGUGACCGCCCUAUAUCUGGCCUGCAAGAUGGAGGAAUGUCCCCAGCAUAUUCGGCUUAUGGCCAACGAGGCCCGCGGCUUUUGGCCUACAGACUUCCAAUCCCAGACAGAAGUGGCAAGGAUAGGAGAAUGCGAGUUCUACCUUAUCUCAGAAAUGAGCUCACAUCUCAUUGUCCAUUCACCCUACCGUACCCUUACCAGCUUACAAGGGGAGCUUGGGCUGGCACAAGAGGACGUCAACCUUGCCUGGUCCGUCAUCAACGACCAUUACAUGACCGAUCUGCCGCUGCUCCACCCACCACAUGUGAUAGCCUUGACAGCCAUUCUCUUGGCUCUGGUGUUGCGUCAGGAUCCCAGCGGUCGUCUCCCUGGAACAGCCGCGUCGGCUUCGGGACUGGUAGCCGCUUCGGCAGCGUUGGCUCAGGCACAGGCGCAAGCACAGGCACGCGCUGCCAUGAUGGCGGGGGGUGGCCAGACUGUGCCAGGUCUCACCCCCCAGUCUUCUUCUGGCUUGCAGGCCAUGCUUCCACCCCAGUCACCAGCCGGAGAAGGUCCUGCCGAAGGGAACAAAAACCCACGUAUGGCAAAGGUUCACCGAUUUGCUGCAUGGCUGUCUGACAGUAAUAUUGAUAUUGAGGCCAUGGUGGACUGCACGCAGGAGUUGAUCUCCUUCUAUGAAUGCCAUGAGCAGUACAAUGACAAGAACACUCGGGAGCAGAUCAAUAGGUUUGUCAAAGCUCGCGGGCUGGACAAGUAAAGUAUUGGUUCUGAGAUCAUGGAUCGAAUAUCUCUUAUUUGAUGAAUGCCUGGUGAGUGGUUAGACAACGGCCAUGCGACCAAACGGAAAACGCUUCUUAUUAUCAGACUUGGACUAGUAUGGCCCCUAAUCCCGUGUUGUAUUUUUUUUCUUCUGUGGGGGCACUGUCAAUUAUUGGAUCAUGGGCUCUCAAGCUGAUAGGCAUACGCAUCAGUUCAAGGGCAAUAGUGACAUUUUAAUCAUAAGCAUACAAGUAAUGUCGAUCGAAGCUUUACGUUCAAACAAGCGGACGAACUAGUGUAAUGGCCCAAAGAAGGAUGUCCCUCACCAUAGAAAUGACUAAACAGACUCUUACCUCGCC